GACGAGACCGAAAACCGGACCCGUAAAAUUUACAAAUGACUGCGCCCACUCUUAUGAGAAAAAUAAGGUGGAUUGGCUUUUGUACCUCCUCUUUUCUUGUGACAUUUGGAUUGCAUUAUGUUAUAUUGCACCCCAUUUUCUGUAUCAUCAGCAGAAUGAAUGUAAAAUCUUGUGUAUGACACUUAUCUGUGUAUCCUGACAAAUAUUAGUACAUGAAGAAUGAUUAAAGAAGUUAUAUUUAGGCUAGAGCAAAUGUUGACUGCUUUAAUCCAGAUUUAAGGGUGACAGAACAGCUUGAUCCAGGAAUGAAUGUGGGUUUCCUUUCAUAAUCUCAUGGAAACUUUAGGACUCAUGUAACCUUCGUUUCUGCCAAGACAGAUAGUUUGCUUGUUCCAAACAUCAAAAACAUGUACAGAGGGUUAGGAAGAACAUCAUUUAUGUUUCAUGGUUUUUAGACAUGAUUUUUAAAUGUGUAGAAAACCCUCUGGGACAAAGAUUGUUAAAAACAAAUAAUAUAUUUUCCCUUUUUUAAAAUGCUGUUUCUCUUUACAUUUAUCUUGGUUAAUCUCUGGUUAUUGUUUUCUUUUUCAACUAUUUCAGUGCUAAGUAGGUUAAAUGGAAGAGCUGAGGAGAGAAUUGUACCCUGUCUGGGAAUAGCAGAACUAUACUUGGCUCAUGCGGUCUAAAAAUUCCACCUUCUGAAGUGAUAAUGUAGACGCCGGCGUUUGUUUCGAUUGGUGCUUGAGACUGUCAUUCGUCUUCUCUAGCCUUGAGGUUGGCUAAUUACACAGACACGAUGGGAUAAUCCCGGUUAACAGAAGCUGAUGUCAGAUUGGUUUGGCUCACCACAAAUCCUCUCUAGUUGAGGUAGGCAAUGCAGGACUGGCUUGCAGUCACUACUGCAGAAGAAGUGGAGGGAGUGUCUGACUGCUCUGGAAUUUCCUUUCUGAUAGGCUGUCAGUCCACCUGCUAACCGGCUUGUUUUACUAACCAAAUGGAGCUGCACUUGUGAUCAGAUACGUUCAAUCUCUAUUGCGACGUCUCCGCGCAAUCAUAACAUUUUUGCCGUGCGCUCUGCGAUAUGGGGACCGUGCUCUCUAUAUCUCCUAUAGCAACUAAGGGGACAAUUCUGCGAGAUGGAGGAGAUGAAUCCAACGGGAAAAUAGAGAAAAGCCUUAAAAAACAAUCAGUGGUCGUGUCCACGCUCACAUUUAAGCGGCUAGUGACUGCAUCAGGUAAGAAAAAAAGUGCCAAGAAAGUAAGUCCGAAUCCUCUUCCGCUCCCAGCGAGCAGCGACAAUCAGGUCGAGCAACUCAAUCAGGAGAACUUCAAAAAAUCGCAACAGUCUGAGAAGAAGACGAAAAAUGGACCUCUUGCGGUGCCCAUCCCCACGGUUCCUCCCCAUCCGGACCAGGAUCAGAACGAGUUCACUCCAGCGCCGAAGCAACUGGUGUCGGUUCAGAAGCAGCCCAGCAGCCGGUCGCUCCUCUCGCCGAGGCGCGUAAUCGUCCAGGCCUCCACCGGGGAGUUGCUCCGUUGUCUGGGUGAAUUUCUCUGCAAACGAUGCUGCAAAGUCAAGGAACUAACCCCAAAUGAGGUCAUCCUCUGGUUCCGAAACGUGGAUAGGACUCUGCUGUUGCAGGGCUGGCAGGACCACGGGUUCAUCACGCCUGCCAACCUCGUGUUCGUCUAUCUGCUCAUCAGGGAAACUGUAACCGAUGAUGUUGACAAUCCUCGUGAACUCCACGGGACCUUUCUGACCUGCCUCUAUCUGGCGUAUUCCUACAUGGGCAACGAGAUCUCGUACCCUCUCAAGCCCUUCAUGGUGGACACCAACAAGGACGUAUUCUGGGAACGUUCGUUAGAUGUCAUCGACAAACUGAGCGGCAAAAUGCUGCAGAUCAACAUAGACCCGCACUUUUUCACAGAUGUUUUCCAAGACUUAAAAAACGAAGGAGAUUAUAAAAAGGAUGGAAGCGAACCGGACCGCUGAGUGCGAUCACUGAAUCUGAAGCAGAGAUCAAUUACUCGUUUAUUGGAUGUAAUUGUAAUCAGCUCUGCCUGAGAGACUGUUGUUUUGCACCAAGAGCCGACUUAUCAAUUUAGUAUUUAUGACACUGUUGUGUUGACUUAAUUUAACAGUAUUAAGUAGCCCCGGUGAAGUGAUUUAUAAUACCCAACAUGACUUCACCGGUGUAGCUGCAGUUUUAUGCAUGUCGUAUAGAUUUACAUAUGUUGCUGUGAUUCACAGUCAUUCAUAAAAAAGGGAAGGCACAACGUUUAUUCUAAAUAAGUCAGUCUCAUCUGUCAUUUCUAAGUUAACAGGGUCACUAUCCUCCUGAGACCUAAAGAAAAGCUGUGUUUUUUUAGAUCUAGGUUAAUUUAAGUGUUUGGUAUAUACCAUUUAUGUUAUGUAUUGGCCACAUUAUUAUUUAAAAGUGUGGACGGUAAGGUUUCAAAAAGUACUCUGGACAAAUGACUUGGUCUCAGGAGGAUAAAGCUCCAUCUGAAGAGAUGUGAAUGGAACUAUCCAAGGUGCUGACCUAUUUGUGCUCAUUUA
Messenger RNA from Labeo rohita (rohu), 2560 nucleotides. RefSeq names its product cyclin-dependent kinase 5, regulatory subunit 2b (p39) (gene cdk5r2b). The record is from RefSeq and is a predicted model, not a curated record. Gene Ontology annotation, molecular function: cyclin-dependent protein serine/threonine kinase activator activity; protein kinase binding. The coding region runs from base 1082 to 1993 and encodes 303 amino acids. NCBI's taxonomy places the organism in Eukaryota, Metazoa, Chordata, Actinopteri, Cypriniformes, Cyprinidae. Gene Ontology annotation, biological process: positive regulation of cyclin-dependent protein serine/threonine kinase activity; brain development; activation of protein kinase activity. Gene Ontology annotation, cellular component: protein kinase 5 complex; cytoplasm. The transcript has a single exon.